This is a messenger RNA of Mucor mucedo, 1262 nucleotides long. RefSeq lists its product as uncharacterized. Bases 379 to 1116 code for a protein of 245 amino acids. Gene Ontology annotation, molecular function: RNA polymerase II cis-regulatory region sequence-specific DNA binding; DNA-binding transcription factor activity, RNA polymerase II-specific. Gene Ontology annotation, biological process: regulation of transcription by RNA polymerase II. The transcript has a single exon. Lineage: Eukaryota; Fungi; Mucoromycota; Mucoromycetes; Mucorales; Mucoraceae. The record is from RefSeq and is a predicted model, not a curated record. Gene Ontology annotation, cellular component: nucleus.
CCCUUUUCCCACCUUACUCUUUUUUCAAUAACUUCACUUUUUUUCGCCUUUGCCCAAGAUGGUUGCUGUUAUUAUUAUUUAAAUCCCCGUAUCCUUUUUAUAUCGUUAUCAAAUUAAAAGUAUCCAUAUCAUUAUCUAAUUAAUGUUAAAAUCAUCAAGUAUUAAACCCAUCUGCUACAUCAUGUCAAGCAAACCCUUUUUCUCUUAUACAACAGACGCACCAUCUACUACAUCUCGCAAGAAAACAUCAGAACAAAAUUACCCACCCGGAAAUUAGAACCAUAAAAAUCGAUUACAAUAACAACAACUAGUAUAAACAACAAACCAAAAAAUAGUAAAACAACCAUACAGAAACCCCAGUAAAACAUAAAAUAAGAAAUGACAACCUAUCAAGAUUUAUUUAAUAACAUGGAUCCUACUACCAUUGAUCCAUCUACCAUAUCUCAGCAGGAUGCACUUGCAACUUUGUUUCCCGGUAUCCCAUCUUUGAAUUCAAACAUGAUUGAUGACUGGCUUGCUGACGAACUCUGCAAAUCAGGACUUAUUGCAAACUCUCUUGAUUUUCUUUCUGGAUCAGACAAACAACAACAAGAUAUUCUUGCUAUGCUUCCCUAUUCCCCACCCUUUAGCCCUACCACCAGUAUUGCUACCUCUGAUUCCCCAAAGACGCCAUGUACUGUCCCUCUUUUUCCUGACAUUGCCACCGUAAAACCUGCUGCCACUGUUGCAAUUUUACCUAAAGUAGCCAACAUCCUUCCUCGUAUUGCUCCUCGCCCUACCACUGCACCUGUUAUGGUAAAGGAAGAACCUGCCCCUAUUCUUAAGCGACGUCUUACAGAAGUGUCACCUGUCGUCGAUCAAGAUGAAAUCGCAUUGAAGCGCCAAAAAAAUACCGAUGCAGCACGCCGAUCUCGUCUUAAGAAGUUGGUCAAAAUGGAGCAAUUGGAAGAACGCGUUGCUGAUUUGGAAGCAGACAACCAUCGUUUGAACACACGUAUCGCAGUAUUGGAAUCUGAAAAGGCUGGUUUAGAAUCGAAAGAUAUUUCAAUGGAAGAUAGAAUUCGUGUAUUAGAAGCUCAAUUGGCUGAAGCUCACAAAGCUUUAACAAAAGUUUAAUUAUUACCACUAUUACGAAAAACCUAAAAAAAAAAAAAAAAAUCUAAAAUUAUUAUUCAUACAUCACAAAAAAAAAAAAAAUUGUUUUACUCAUUUUUUAUUAUUUCACUAUACUAUUUGAAGCUAUUAUGAUCAUAUCUUUUUCC